GUGACCGUUUCGGAUACAUGGCUGAAGAGGAGCUGCAACUGGCCCCAGAUCCCCAGCCUAUCGAUCAUCAGGAAGUGGGACGCUUCUUCACCCGGUUUGACGGGGAGCGGUACGAGCCGAUCGCUCCGCUGGCCAUUCUCUUCCCCGAGCCGCGGCGUGAGCAUGAGUCCAAAACGAGCUUCGUGGAGUCUCUGAUAGAUGGCAGCGACAGCGACUGGGAAGACGACGUCGAGGAUGAAGAGGAAGAAUGGAGACGGGCACGUCCCACAGUGUGGAUGGGCGUUUGGCCAGAGAUCCUUGCCGAGGACUCAGAUGAUGAGGAGGACACUGAUGAUGUUGCCGUGGCCGGUGACGGUGGCCCGGUGGACCACUGAUGGGUGCGUUGAAUUGUGCGGAAAAUCACAGGCGUUUUCUGAAUACCUUAGCUGCCUCAGUUACUCUGUAUGGCUGUACAUAUGUGCAUAUUGUUGUGCAGGUGUUUUGUUUGCAUCUAACCCAUGGCAUGUCACUGUGAUUUGUCACGCUGUAUUGACGCCUUUUAUCCCAGGCAGUCGGUGCUUGCAGACAUAACGUCAUGAUGCUGUUUCUCAGGUGCCUUCAUUUGUAUGUGAUAGUUUUCUGUGCCAUCGGUUGUUUAUGUCAUGCCGGCUUGAGAAAUAUGUGCAUAUGCCACCUGUACAUUUGUUUGUAUCAAGAGUGAUAUGUGACGAGUGAUUUCGUACCUGGCAUGCAGUGGUGGCUGUGCGAAAGCUCAUCAGUGAUAUUUCGUCAAUUGUUAAGGCAUUGAAAUGUGUCCAUUGCUUUGUUCAUAUCUAUGCUCAGGCAUUGAAAUGUGUUCAUUGCUAGGUCAUCAUGGGCUAUUGCUUACAUACCUGUGAUAUGUUUUCAAGUCUUGUGCCUUCAUUAACGCCGAUAAUUGUGUCCUGUUUAUCUACAUUUAUCGGCGGUAGAUAGGCAGUUGGUGAUUGCGGAUGUAACGUGAUCAUCCUGUUUCUCAGGCCCCUACAGUUGUAUGUGAUAAUUUUCUGUGCCAUCAGUUUUGUAUGUAAUACGAGCUUUAGAAGUAUGCGUAUGCGCCAUGUCUACAUUCAUCUGUAUGAUAUGAGUGAUAUGUUACGAGUGAUUUUGCCCUUGGCUGUGGGAAGGCUCAUCAGUGAUGUAUGGUCAAUUGUUUAGGCGUUGAAAUGUGUUCCUUGCUGUGCCUUAGGUCUUCAUGGGCAAUUACUUGCAUAGCUGUGAUAUGUUGUCAAGUCUUGUGCCUUCAUUUUCGCCGAUAAUUGUAUCCUGUACAUGUACAUUUGUCGGUGGUAGGUACCACGUGCCGUUGGUAACGCAGUUUUACAAAGGAGCGACUUCGGGCUUUACGUGCGUCAUAUGGCACGAAGCCCUGCAAGAUGUGUA
Pollicipes pollicipes is the source of this 1401-nucleotide messenger RNA. RefSeq lists its product as uncharacterized. The transcript is spliced from 2 exons. The record is from RefSeq and is a predicted model, not a curated record. NCBI's taxonomy places the organism in Eukaryota, Metazoa, Arthropoda, Thecostraca, Pollicipedomorpha, Pollicipedidae. The coding region runs from base 18 to 374 and encodes 118 amino acids.